AGAGGGACGGUGAGCUGCAGUCUGCGGAGGCGGUUUCCGUUUCCCGUGCGCCGCCCGCCAGGAGGGUCCCCGGGCAGCCAGCUGCGUGCCCUUAGCCUUUGGCUGUGCCUGGUCCUGUUUCAAGUGGAGGGAGGUGUUAACUGCUUGAUUCCGCUCUUACAAGUUCAUCAUUUGCUUCAGGGAGAAAAGAAGAAUCCAUCUCUUGUGCUUGAGCCAAAAGGAUAUUCUGGAUGAUCUUUGAAUAGAAGAGCACAAUGCCUUUCUUGCAUGGCUUCCGCAGGAUCAUUUUUGAGUAUCAGCCAUUGGUAGAUGAGAUCUUGGGAUGUCUGGGGAUACAGGAUCCUGAGAAGCAGGAAACUCUAGAGAGGAGAAAUGCAUGGAGCUCUAACAAUGGGCCAUUUUUCUGUGUCUCAAGCCCCAGCUGCCUAGCUGAAGACAGCAGCAAAUUCUUGGUCCUCAACAAGCUGUUGGAGAGAGAGACCCACUCCGCAUUCUACCAAGAAGGAGUGAGCUACUCCUUGCUGAAGGUAGCUGAACUUGGGCUGGUGAAUGCAGCUGAAAUCCUCCUGCAGAAUGGGGCCAAUCUUAUCUUUGAAGAUCCUGUCACCUAUUACACAGCUCUGCACAUCGCUGUUCUCCGAAACCAGCCGGACAUGGUGGAGCUGCUUGUGCACCGUGGGGCGGACAUUAACCGGAGAGAUCGGAUUCACGAGAGCAGCCCCCUGGAUCUUGCCAGUGAGGAGCCCGAGCGGCUGCCAUGUUUGCAGCGUCUCCUGGAACUCGGUGCCGAUGUCAAUGCGGCUGACAAAAAUGGAAAGACAGCCUUACUGCAUGCCUUGGCCAGCAGCGAUGGAGUUCAGAUCCACAACACUGAAAACAUCCGGCUCCUGUUGGAAGGAGGAGCAGACGUGAAGGCCACCACGAAAGAUGGCGACACUGUCUUCACCUGCGUCAUCUUCCUGCUUGCCGAGACGGUGGGCGGGGACAAAGAGGAGGCGCGAAUGAUCAACCGCUUCUGUUUCCGGGUCACCCAGCUGCUGAUGGCCCACGGCGCUGACCCCAGUGAGUGCCCAGCCCGUGAGUCCCUCACCCACAUCUGCCUCAAGAGCUUCAAGCUCCACUUCCUGCUCCUACGCUUCCUGCUGGAGUCGGGGGCCUCCUACAACUGCUCCCUCCAUGGCCCCUCAUGCUGGUCGGGCUUUCACGUGGUCUUUGAGAGACUGUGCUCCCACCUCAGCAGCUCGGAAGACGACAGCUUCUCCGCUGACCUCCUGCAAAAAGCAGAAACGGUCCUAGAGCUCAUGGUGGCCAGCUCGCAGAUCCCCAAACUGCCCAGCAACUUUGACAUCAGCUCCACCAGCUGCAGGUUCCAUGGGGAGAAGAUCAAGGCCCUUUUCUACUCCCUGAAGCAGCUACAGCACGCGCCACAGGCCCUGAAACAUCUCUGCAGGGUGUAUAUCCGGCAGCGCCUCAAACCGUGGCCAGUGGAUGUGAAGAUCAAGGCCCUUCCGCUUCCCGACAGGCUAAAGUGGUAUCUCCUCAUAGACCACGGCAGUGCUGGUGAGGAGGACAUCUGAGCCAGGCAGGGGGCAGACCUGGAAUCCUCACUCCAGUCCCUCCCCCAAACACUCCAGUGACUUGGUUUCCCCACCUGGAAGAGCAAGAGGUUCCUUAUGGUCCAGAUCAGCUUCCUCCACUGCCAGCCAGUGCUUUGUUUGAUCACACCACGCUGUCCACAAAUACCGGGGCCUGGCUUCUCUGGGAAGGGAUACCCUCAAUAGCAUGUUACCUGAAUCCCCAUGAAGUGUGAUUUGGGGUGGGAGGGCAGAGGGGUAAGUGGAUUGGGCUGGUCAUCUGGACUUUGUGCCUUUACGAGCGAUGAGCAUUGGUAAGAAGGCUGCUUUGCAGGGAUGUACAAGAAAUGCCUGCCUGGAUUUGGGAUCAUGGGCCCAGUCUGAGGAGCAGAGAUUCAGGCGAUGCACCCCACAGGUUGCGCGACUGUGCCGUCUUGUUUGAAUAAGGCCGAGGAACAAACAUUCCUCCUCUCCCUUCUCCGCCCACCGUGCAGGAAGGGCUGAAGUGGUGCCUCAGGCGAAUGGCGGCUUCCAACGCUGCCGUCUCCUGGGAGUGCAGCCCGGGACAGGAAGAAACCACGACCUGCUGGAGAAAUUGUUCAGCGAGCGCCUCCUCGAUAAGCUAUGCGGGCGGUUUCCCCUCGGGCCAGGCCCAAGCGCGGGCGGUGCUGUCUGAGGGAUUGAUGGCCUUUUGCCACACCCCUCUGUGCAGAGCCUGGAGCAGGCUCGGCUCUCCCAAUGCUUGGAAAGCAGGAGACGUGGCACUAGGCAGCCUGGGCCACAUGCCAGAGGAGCAACUAACUUCACCCAGGAUUUCAAGGGCCAUAGUCACGCUCCUCUCGCAACAGCUUGUCCGCUUGUUGUACCACCUGCCGGGACUAAACGAAGAGCAGGGAGAGGUUGGCGUUCCCUCUCUUUUCCCCAGGCAUCUGCCAAGCGGUGGGGGCGAAGGCUGGUGCCCCGGUGAUCUGGGGGGGGCCUUGGGCUCAGCGAAACCUUUACAAAGGAGAGGGAAGCGGCAGGGCUGGGGGCAGCAUCUGACUCUAGCUCAGGGCUUUGCAAGCUGCUGAUAUUGCAAGUGGAGGGUGGCACCCGGAAAUGAUGGGUUUGUGAAAGGAUGUGCUCAGGGGCAAGGAGGAGACUGUAGGAACAGUGCUAACAGGGGGCCUGGUUGUGGAUUCCCAGGCCAGGCAGUCCUUUUGGCUUAGUCUAGUGGCACAUUCAGCCCGGCUCCUACAGUUCGGGGGGUUUUAGUGCAGCUCUCCACUCUGCGCCUUGGGUGUGGUGGCCAAGUCUACUGGAGCAGAGGAGCCUCUAAGCUUGUUUCCAGCUGAGGCUCCACUGACCCUCCCCGUGUGUCUUGGGCUGGAGGUGCCUCCUCCUGGAGGCCACGCACCUUGGCCAAAGGAGCACUUUGCAGCACUCGCAAAAAGAAAAGGAGUACUUGUGGCACCUUAGAGACUAACCAAUUUAUUUGAGCAUAAGCUUCCGUGAGCUACAGCUCACUUCAUCGGAUGCAUACUGUAGCUCACGAAAGCUCAUGCUCAAAUAAAUUGGUUAGUCUCUAAAGUGCCACAAGUACUCCUUUUCGUGAAUACAGACUAACACGGCUGUUACUCUGAAACCUUUGCAGCACUCGAAGCCCUGGCAACAAAGGGUUGGGGCUCUCGUUUUCUUUGGUUUGUGCCCUGCUAAACCCUAGGUGUGAUCUCAGCCCUGGGGCUGCAGAGAUGAAAGGCUGAGUCACAGCACCAUCCACUCAGGGCAGGUUUCCUUCCAGUGUGUUAAUUUCUCUAAGUGCCAAAGCCAAACAGCUGCUAAGCCAUUCUCACCCCCUGGGAGAAAAAGCAAAGUCUCCAGUGAGGAAAUCCACUGUGAUUUGCCUAUAAUUACCAGCUAGGCAUGAAAAGCCUUCAAGUAAUUGUGGCUAACGUUUCAGCUGGAUACAACAUGAGGCUGUUCCUCCCGGGCCAUCACUUCCACCCAUUUGUUAACACUCAUGGCAGGGCAAGAAUAUGCAAUUCACUUUCCUGCCAGAAUCCAUCCACCCGAUGUCUUCGCCCCUCCACCCGUACCCCCAACACUUCACAGAAGCAGCUGACGAUCAUAUUGACAAAUGGGUGUAAAAUGGAACACUGUGUCAGUGUCUUGCUGAGAUCAAGCCAUUAAACAUGACCUGUUGUAAUAGAAAA
Molecule: messenger RNA, 3766 nt
Organism: Caretta caretta (loggerhead turtle)
Lineage: Eukaryota; Metazoa; Chordata; Testudines; Cheloniidae
Gene: ASB6
Product: ankyrin repeat and SOCS box containing 6
Biological process (GO): intracellular signal transduction
Molecular function (GO): protein binding
Source: RefSeq, a predicted model, not a curated record